Messenger RNA from Sordaria macrospora k-hell, 663 nucleotides. RefSeq lists its product as uncharacterized. Gene Ontology annotation, cellular component: mitochondrion. The record is from RefSeq and is a predicted model, not a curated record. Lineage: Eukaryota; Fungi; Ascomycota; Sordariomycetes; Sordariales; Sordariaceae. Gene Ontology annotation, biological process: autophagy of mitochondrion.
AUGACUACGAGAGGCGUUUCCGUCCUCAAGUUCGUAGGGACCGUGUCCCUCGGCCUGCUAACAGGCGUGUCUUUUCACCCUCUCGACACUCACAUCCCCGCCCUCCUGACCCUUCCCUCCGCAAACGAUGCCGCGCGCGCGCUCGAAUCGCUUUCCAUCUCGGCCAAGAAGCACCUGCGCACACUGAGCACGGUCUCGGGCUCCGCCUUCGCCAUCGCCUACUACCUCUCCCCGUGCGCCUAUCGUCACCCGUACCUGAUCUACACCUCGCUGCUCGUGUUCGGCUCCCGCUUCAUCACCUCGGGCUUGUUCGGCCCUUACUUCAGCUUCAUCACCCCCGCUGUCCCCGCCUCGUUCUCAUCCGGCAUGUCCUCCGUCUCGUUCGUGACCGCCCGCAGCAGCCAGCAGAAGAAGAAGAGCAGCACGCCCCGCGGCUUGGAGGCUAGCUACGAGGUUCUCGGUGAUUCGGCUUCCCACAGCGAGGCGACUUCGGAUGUCGAGGAGGAGCUGGCCAAUGUCAAUGGCGAGGAGGUCCGCGCCAACGUGGAGGUAUUCUUGAAGAAGAACAUUGUCCAGAGCGCUGUGGCUGGUGUUGCCUUCUUGAUGUCGGUUGUCGGCAUUUGGGGCGAUGGACUGGGUCGCCAGACUAUUGUCAUUGCUUAA